Messenger RNA from Pocillopora damicornis (cauliflower coral), 2043 nucleotides. RefSeq lists its product as uncharacterized. The record is from RefSeq and is a predicted model, not a curated record. Lineage: Eukaryota; Metazoa; Cnidaria; Anthozoa; Scleractinia; Pocilloporidae.
CGUGUGGAAUCGAGCGUCUUCCCGCGCCCACGCGUGUUGUUCGUGGGUUCUGGAUGAAUUUCUGACAGGUACCAGUUCAUUUUGUCCACGUCCAAACGUGAAAGUCAACAUGUCAGCUGAAGCAAGUGAAUGCACUGCGAGGAAAAUUCUCAUUGCUGUCGAUGGAAGUGAACAUGGUGAUCAUGCAUUCGACUGGUACAUGGAAAAGAUUCAUUCUGCUGGAGAUUCUGUGAUUGUGUUACAUGCAUUUGAGAUUCCUUCUCUUCCAUAUUCAUCUGGGCCAUUUGUGUUUGCUUACUAUGAGGAAUGGAGUGAAAUGGUCAAUGGUCUUAGAGAACAGGCAAAAGAGAUGAUGCUGGGAUAUGAAGAGAGAUGUAAAGAGAAAAAGUUACAUUAUGAGAUGAUCCUGAUUGCUGGUAAGCCUGCAGGUAAUGUGAUAUGCAGUGAGGCUAAAACACAGAAGGUGGACCUUGUUAUAACUGGUUGCCGUGGACUGAGCAAAGCUAGACGUACAAUCCUCGGAAGUGUUAGUGACUAUGUAGUGCACCACAGUGGCCUUCCUGUCUGUGUAGUACCUCCUCCUUUAAAAAAACAUGACCAAUGAAAAAUAUUCAGAUACACAGAUCUGAUUCCAGCUGCAAUUAGACAUACUGCUCCAAGAGAAAAACACUUUUUGGUUUACACGAGGCAUUCAUUUUUCAUAAACGUCUUAAUAACUGAGAGUGAGGGCCAUACUAGGGAAUAUUGGCCUGAGGUCCAAACCAAAAUGGCUAAGGGCCAAUAUUCCCCAGUACAGCUUGAGCAAGUGAGGUUAGUAAGUAGUUAUAAUUAUAUGGCACCCAGACAAAUCUUGUUUAUUUUCAAUUUGCAAGCUUUCCCAAACUUAAAUAAGGAACUGUCGGUAUGGCAAAAUCCUGACCAAGUAAGGGCCAAUCAGAAUGACUGGAUUUACCUCAGGAUUUCAUAUGUAUCUUGUAAUGUAAUUAAAUUGAGUAUUUUAAUUGGGCCUGUUUCAAAUGCCAAGCUGCAGUCACUAGAAACUGGCAUAGAUCACAACUUGUUUGAUCUGUGUAGAUGAUCAAAAGGGUUACAGCUCUGCAACUGAGAAAAUGCAUUACCACUGAAAAGGAUACUUAUUAAAAUAUUGUAAGUAGUCUGAGAAGAUUUUAACCAAUUGUUAUCAAAAUAGGGGUUUCACUGGUCAUAUAACUAAUCGUUUAAACAUUAUGAACAUGCAAACAAUUUAAACUAUUUCUGGUUCAAAUUUUCUCUGCGUUAUCUAAAUGGUUACAGAAACUGUACCAGAGUUAUGGAGAUUUAGAUUGCCGUAACUGAAGAUAAUUAUCAUUUUAAAAGUCCAUUUACCAUUGCAACUUUCAGUCACUGUCUGGUACUUAAAAAUUUUUAUCUAGGCUACAUCAAAUUUCCAUGAUUACAAAGUUUCUCAAUUUUGGAUCAGACUCUUUCACGUGUGUCUUCAAUUAUCAUCAAGAUAAUAAUUAACAACUAUUCACCAAAGUGGAGCUAGGUUGCCGCGAGGUUAAUAUCCACUGCAAGCCACAGCCAUAGAGGUGAACAAUUAUCUUAGAAUAUACUAGAUCAGUGAGAUAAUAUUGCACUUAAAGAUGAUUUUUGUUCCUGCAAGAUUACAAUAUUUUCUGCUGCAAAUCCCAUGUUAGUCACUUGAAGGUUAAUGACAAAGGAUAUUUUUAGUUUGAGUACCCAAUCAAGAGUGUGCCUUCAAUGCCAUCCACUGAUUUAGUAUAUACUAAAUGUCAAUUACAGACCCAGUUUACUAAGUGCAUUCAGAAGUUACAAUCAUCCACAUAUCACACAAUCCUCUAAAAUAUUUUAACUAUUGCCACUUGACAUAUGGUAAGCAUAGAGGUCAGUAAUAUUAUUAAGGUAAUUUAAUUAAGUGUACUAAGCUACAAGUAUUUACAUACUGUAACUGUAGAAGAAUUUUACUAUUUUGAGGUUUAAAAAACUUCCCAAAAGUAUUCUUGCAUAAACAUUGAAGUUAAGUGAUGUUAAAUUUCAAAA